UAAAUAGCUUGAAAAAUGUAAGUUCGACCCACAUCUCAAGAACAUAGAAUCAUCUUGACGAGGUUUUAAUUUAGUCCCUCUCUGCACGCUUUGGCCCCUCGGUGGUCCCCUAGAACCCUAGAAUCGCCGAGGCACCUUGGAUACGCUGAAUGACAUCGGCACCUCCCCUCAGUGCAACGUUUCCCCGAUGAGCGAAGCUCCUGUAGCACACUAACAGAGACUUGUCCAUUUUGUCAGCCACUUUCACUAGAGACAAUAAGUUGCGCGUAACCACUGUUUUCCCAGAGUUUGUGGGGACUGAGGCUCCCGAGGCAUGCUUCACGGAUGGCCGACAGUGUUGUGGUCCCUUUGUGAGUCUCUCCACAGUGCUCUCCCCUGGCUGAGGUUUGCUGCAGCUGUGGCUUCUCAAUAGGGCUUAUUGUAGACGAGCGGAGUGUGCGCGAGCAGCGCAGUGAUAGAGCGGAACAGAGGGAAAGACGCCUGUAGUGCAGGGAUGCUCCUGAAUAUGUUUCCUUCACUCACUCGGAAAGAGCGCGUCUAGAGCGGCUGCGACGUGACGGGAUCCUUCUGCAUUUUCACAAGAACGUUCACAAUUUAUAAACACGCGAAGGACCAGGAAGAAAAGGUUUGAGAGCUUGAGCUACAAUCAUCGUUCAUUCCUGUGGUCUUUCCCAUCAAUCACCGGUCAGACGGUCUGCUCUAUCCCGCUACCCACGCCAGUGCUGAGGGUGGUGCACAGUUUCCCAGGAGCCACCUUAUAGGCUCAAGAUCUUUGGUGCCUGUUCAGUACGAAGGAGUGUAUUUUUUAUUUUUCCUUCAUCCUUUAAUCUAAAUGAUGCACGUAGGCUCUGCAGUGUGGACUGGACUGACUGUAAUGACUAUGUUGCUGUUAGCCCAGUGGGACGUGGGCUGCUGGGGGUUGACUCUGAACUCUAUCCCGCUCCGCCCGGCUUCCCUCAGGCCCUUCAGAGCUAGUGUGGGUGCAUCCCUUCAAAGACACAAGCGCAACUGGGUGUGGAACCAAUUCUUUGUCCUGGAGGAGUACACUGGAGAUGACCCUCUUUAUGUUGGCAAGCUUCAUUCCGAUGUGGACAAAGGUGAGGGCAAUGUAAAAUACGUGCUCAACGGCGAAGGUGCAACAUCUAUUUUCACCAUCGAUGAGAACACAGGCGACAUACAUGCCACAAAGCGUCUGGACCGGGAGGAACAGGCCUACUACACACUGCGAGCUCAGGCCAGAGACCGGGCCACCAACCUGCCAGUAGAACCAGAGUCAGAAUUCGUUAUCAAAGUGCAAGAUAUCAAUGACAAUGAGCCCAAGUUCCUGGAUGGCCCUUACAAUGCUCAAGUACCUGAAAUGUCUCCUGUUGGCACAUCUGUAGUUGAGGUUAAGGCGACUGACGCAGAUGACCCCACAUAUGGAAACAGUGCAAGAGUCGUGUACAGCAUCCUUGAAGGACAACCCUACUUCUCAGUGGAACCAAAGACAGGCAUUGUGAGGACGGCUCUGCCCAACAUGGAUCGAGAAGCACGGGACCAAUAUCUGUUGGUAAUCCAGGCCAAAGACAUGGUUGGUCAGAUGGGAGGACUCUCAGGCACAACGUCGGUGACGGUUACGCUGACAGAUGUUAACGACAACCCACCCCGUUUUUCACGGAAAUCCUAUCAGUUUGCUGUGCCUGAAUCCCUGCCUGUGGCAUCGGUGGUGGCCAAGAUAAAAGCCUUGGAUUCUGACAUUGGACCAAAUGCUGAGAUGGACUACAGAAUUAUAGAGGGCGACGGCCUUGGGAUGUUCAGGGUCGCGUCAGACAAAGAUACCCAGGAAGGAGUCAUAACUCUACAGAAGAAUCUUGACUUUGAAACAAAGUCAAGCUACACUCUGAAAAUUGAGGCAUCCAACAGGAACAUAGACCCACGGUUCUUGUCUCAAGGACCUUUCAGUGAUACAGCGAUGGUGAGGCUGACUGUGGAGAAUGUAGAUGAGCCUCCUAUCUUCUCCUCUCCGCUCAGCAAAAUGGUGGUCUCUGAAGCUGCUAAAGUGGGAACCAUCAUAGGAACCGUCUCUGCUCUGGACCCAGACUCCACCAAUAGUCCCAUUAGGUAUUCAAUAGACAGAAACACAGAUUUGGAGCGAUUUUUCAACAUCGAGGCAACAACAGGAGUCAUCAGCACGGCUAAGCCUUUAGACAGAGAAGCCAAUGCUGUGCACAACAUCACCAUCCUGGCUAUUAAAAGCUUGGAUCCGGCGCAGGUUGGGAAAGGAGUGGCUCUGAUCACAGUGCUGGACAUUAAUGACAACGCACCAGUCUUUGCCAUAGAGUAUGAGACCUUCCUGUGUGAAAGUGUUGGACCUGGACAGGUCAUUGAAACCAUAAGUGCGGUGGAUAAAGAUGAACCGCCCAGCGGGCAUCGCUUCUUCUUCUCCCUCACUGCAGAGACAGCAGGGAACAUGAACUUCACCCUCCGAGACAAUAAAGACAAUACGGCUUCUAUUCUAACUAAGAGGGGCGGUUUUCAGAGGAGGGAUCAGUCUAUGUAUCGACUGCCGGUGUUGAUAAUGGACAGCGGGACCCCUGCUCUCAGCAGCACUAACACGCUGUCUAUUAGAGUGUGUGACUGUGAUCCUGAUGGGACACCCCAGUCUUGUGGCACAGAGGCCUUCACGCUUUCAGCUGGACUCAGCACUGGAGCUCUCGUCGCCAUCCUGGCCUGCAUCAUCACUUUACUUGGUAGGAAAUACAUUUAACCUUGUGAACACAUA
Molecule: messenger RNA, 2761 nt
Organism: Carassius auratus (goldfish)
Lineage: Eukaryota; Metazoa; Chordata; Actinopteri; Cypriniformes; Cyprinidae
Product: cadherin-7
Exons: 11
Coding region: 833-2746 (637 amino acids)
Biological process (GO): cell migration; multicellular organism development; adherens junction organization
Cellular component (GO): plasma membrane; adherens junction; catenin complex
Molecular function (GO): calcium ion binding; cadherin binding; beta-catenin binding
Source: RefSeq, a predicted model, not a curated record